Labeo rohita (rohu) is the source of this 935-nucleotide messenger RNA. Its product is annotated as NXPE family member 4-like. The record is from RefSeq and is a predicted model, not a curated record. Bases 405 to 935 code for a protein of 176 amino acids. The transcript is spliced from 5 exons. Lineage: Eukaryota; Metazoa; Chordata; Actinopteri; Cypriniformes; Cyprinidae.
UGUGUUUGUAAAAUUGCUGUUUUUUGAGAUGUAUACAAUGAAUCCAAGAUGAAUCAUGUCAGAUCUUUUUACACAUUUAAUAUGAUAUUGAAUUGAACCAUAACCAUUUUUCUUCUCAUUUAAAAAAUAAUAAAAAUUAAAAAAAAAAAUAAAUAAAUAAAAAAAUCAGUAGUUCCAGAAGCAAGAAUAUUUUAGCCUCUAACAAAGGCAAACUGGCUAAACAAAAUGUUAUUACUGAGGACAGCUGUGUUGUGCCACCUAAAUGUCACGUCACAUUUUCAGAGCAAUGUCAUGUUUUCAGAGCAGUGUGACCAGUUUAACAGGACACUGGUUUGAGGUUGGGAGAACAUGUACUUUGAUCAUAGCUGACAUAAAAUUCUUCUAGGAGAACAGCGGACUUAGCCAUGGUCAUACCAUCCAUGACAAAAUCAAAUCCACCAGUCGGCAGGUUAAGACAAUGUGUAUUACUACUGGGAUGUUUUCUUUGUACAUCAUCCUGUCUGGCUCUGUGGGGAUUGAAUAUUGGGAUCCAAAUGUCACAUUUUUCGCCCCCCAGACCUAAACCAGUUCCUCGAAAUAAUGCUAGCAGUAAUUCUUAUGCAGUAUCCGCACUUGACAUGGGAAUCAGUGAUGAGGAGUGGGAAAGACUACAGAAGGCUCUGGACUGGCCUGGUCCAGAUCAAGAAUUCACUCAGCUGAAUCUGAGCACAAGUCCAGUCCACUCAACAUUCUCUAUUGUGGGACUCAAAAAGAGUUACAAAGUGGGAGACAACAUCUCCGUUAUUAUCACAGCCAGAGACCACAAUAAAAACCUGAAAACAUAUGGAGGAGAUUUUUUCAAAGCAAAGCUUUUCAAUUCAAAGCUCAAGGCGAGUGUGUACGGGGAGGUUGUGGAUCAUCGUAAUGGGACUUACUCUGUUUGUUACAAGGAGUGA